Molecule: messenger RNA, 1215 nt
Organism: Neurospora tetraspora
Lineage: Eukaryota; Fungi; Ascomycota; Sordariomycetes; Sordariales; Sordariaceae
Exons: 3
Coding region: 1-1215 (404 amino acids)
Source: RefSeq, a predicted model, not a curated record
AUGCUGCGCUCCAAAACUGCCCCAGACACAGUCGUCAUGGGGCCACCACCCCAAAAGCGCCGACCGAAAGAGCCCUUGCCCAAUAAUACGAAGCGGCAGCAACGUACUUCUCCCAGGCUAGCUAACAUCAGCGUAACCGACGAUGCUUCGUCCUCGCGCCCCUCCGCUCCUCAGCCAAAACCAGCCCAGUCCUUCAAGGAGCGCCUCUUUGCCCGUCCACAGAAGAAACGAGAGCCGACACCAGAGCCUGCAAAGAUCGCGCUUCACUCCCUGCCUCAAACCACCAUUGCCCCCUUCUUCAAGAAGAUCCAAGCCGCCUUUGGAGAAGAAACCCAGCCUCCAAAACAUAAACAGAGGCAGAAACAACAAGAGAAAGAACAAGAGGCUGUCCACAUUUCCGCCCUUCCUCUCAAACGCCAGCCAACAGUCCAAACCCGCAAAAGAAAACGUGACUCCCCUGCUAAAGAAGACGCCCUCUCCUCCGAAACUGAAGAGAUGCUCGCCGAGCUCCGAGCCCACUACCUAACAUCCGCCACCACCCUCCACUCGCACGCCCUCACCUCCCUCGUCAAAGCGCACUCCCUCCUCAUCCAAAAGCUCGACGACGGCAUCGCCUCCUCCGAUGAGGACUUCCUCCAGCGCGCCGAGAAGCGCGCCCGUAAGCUCUCGCUACCGCUGUCCGAGUUCGCCAUCCGCUCUGACCAGCGCGGGAGUGAUGGCGUGUUGAGGAGUGAGAAGCAUGUGGUUAGGGAGUUGGUGAAGGGGGUUGAGAAGAAGCUGGGGGAGGCGGAGAGGGAGAUGGAGGGGUUGUGGAGGGAGUGGGUGGAGAGUGAGAGGGGGUUGGAGAGGGUUUGGGAGGAGGUUUGGGGGGAGGUUGAGGAGCUGGGUAAGGGGAGGGGUGGAGAGGAGGGGGGUGAUGAGAAGGGAAGGGCAACUAGAGGGGAGUUGGGUUUUGGGGCGGAGGAUGGUGAGGGUGAAAAUGUUCUUGAGGCGAGCGGAGACGCUGAAAAGGCACUCGAAGCUGAAAAGAACGAUGAGCGGGAUGUGUUGAGCAAGUAUGAGGAGGCUAUCGAAGAGGAGAUUGAGAAGGCGGAGGAAGAAGUGACGAAGUUGACCAACUUGACUUAUCAGAUGAUGAAGGAUCUUGAGAAGGACUAUCAGAAGGCGAUCAUCCCGGAUUUGCACCUCUUCUACACCUCGAUUGAGGAUGUUUGA